Molecule: messenger RNA, 5525 nt
Organism: Vicugna pacos (alpaca)
Lineage: Eukaryota; Metazoa; Chordata; Mammalia; Artiodactyla; Camelidae
Source: RefSeq, a predicted model, not a curated record
GGCUGGCCCCAGGGCCAGGGCCUCGCGGGGCGCUGCCGAGUGGAGCCGGCGCCGGGACCCGCUCAGAGACAGGGCGUGGAGACCUCCACACCAGGAGACUUGGAGGACGAGGGAGUCCCUUCGAAACUCCACGUGGACGGGGAGCCCAAGACCGGCAUCCGGCGCCGGCGGAAGGGCACCGGGAGGCACUGGGUCUCUGAGGCCCGGGCCAGCGUCCUGAGGGGCAUUCAGGACCCUUGGCAAGGGCCUGCAGUCCAAGUGGCCCCUGCAGAGGGCGUAAAAGGAGCUCCUUCGGUGAGGGCCGCCAAGACUCCUGAGAGCAGACCGCUGGGGGAGACCCGAGGGGGCUACUGCAUGUCUGAGGACAGUGACAUCAACAUCACCAGCGAGGAAGAGGACCGGAAGGAGCAGCCUCUCCCAGGCUCCUGCCGCCCCAAAGAGAAGGAAAACGGUGGCGGCCGUGCCCCCCGGGCUCCCCUGGAUAGCCGGGCUGCACCACCAGAGGGCCUUUGCUGCUACAUCUGCGGGUCGGCACUGUCCCCGGCCUCGCAGCACCAGAUCCACGUGCAGAAGCAGGAGAAGCUGGCCCAGGCUCCCUUCUUCCCCUUCCUGUGGCUGCACAGCCCGCCCCCCGGGGCACAGCCCAUCAGCCAGGGCGGCAGCACCCUGGUGUGUCCCUGCUGCUUCUCAUCUCUCAUGCAGCAGUGGCAGAGCUUCGAGCUGGCCAACGUGCCUGUCCUGCAGCGGCUAUACGUGGUUCCCCUGAACAGCCACGCCCCUGGCAUGGCCUCCAAGGGCAGGAGGCUCCCGAGGGAAGAGGACUUGCCUACUGGGGCCCUGCCAGAGGCCUGCUACCUCUGUGGGGAAGACUGUACCCAGGAUGCCCGGGCCGUGGCCUCCAGGGUCCUCAACGGCAACGCCAGGGGCUCCAUGCAUUUCCCCUUUCUCAGCCUCCUGCCCUGCCCCCCCAACGCCCAGGGCCCCAACAAGCGCUGUGAGGUCCGCAGCUGCCCCAAGUGCUUCAGCGUCCUGGAGGACAUCUGGGCCCUGUACCGGGCCUGCCAGAACGAGGAGCUCAUCACCUCCGUUCAGGGCUUCCUGGGGAGGUACCACCAGGCCUUCUCUGCCUCAGACCCUGCUCUCUCCGAGCCGCCCACAUUGGCCCAGGGCAGCCCAGCAUCCGUCUGCUAUAUCUGUGGGGCUGAGCUGGGCCCCGGGAAGGAGUUCCAGCUCAAUGUGAACCCCUCCAGCCGCUUGGGUGAGAAAGAACCGUUCUUCCCGUUCCUCACCGUCUACCCGCCCGCCCCGCACGCCAGGCCUGCUGACUCCACCGGCCUAGUGGCAACCUGCGUUCUCUGUUACCACGACCUGCUGGGCCAGUGGCUGCAGCACGAGGCCCGCAGCACCCACCACGCCAUCAGCCCCUGGUCUCGGCAGUACCAAGUGGAGAUGUUCGUGUGCUUCUUCUGCCAGCAGGAGAAGAAGCGCUGUCUUGGGCUGAAGGCUGUGCGGGUGGCCCGGUUACCCUUGUUUCUCUAUACCCUGCGAGCAAGCCACAGCCUGCUAGUGGACGAUGGGCGGCAGCUGAUCAUUGGCGCCUGUGUGGAGUGUGGGACCCUGGUGUGCGCUGGCCAAGGGCUUACCCGCCAGGGACCCAUGGGCUGGAGCUCCCCAGUGGCAGUGGCAAGGAAGGUCACCUCUGUAUCUCUUGAGGCGUCAGCGGCCAUCCACCCUCCUGCCCGGGAGCUUGAGCCCCGGCCAAACACCCCAGCAGAGAGCCUGCCCAGGGGCCCCCGGACCGCCCAGGAGCAGGGGCCAGCCCGGUGUCAGCACAGCAGCCAGGACGGGGCUGGACCGGACCUCACCAGCACAGGCAUGAGCCAUGAGCCCAAGUCCCCUUCACUAGGGAUGCUUUCCACCGCGACCAGGACCACCGCCACCGUCAACCCCCUCACCCCCUCGCCGCUCAAUGGCGCCCUGGUGCCCAGCGGCAGCCCCGCCACCAGCAGUGCGCUGUCGGCCCAGGCCGCGCCGUCCUCCAGCUUUGCCGCCGCGCUGCGCAAGCUCGCCAAACAGGCGGAGGAGCCCAGAGGGUCUUCACUGAGCAGCGAGUCAUCCCCCGUGUCCUCUCCAGCCACCAACCACAGCUCCCCCGCCAGUACGCCCAAGCGUGUGCCCAUGGGCCCCAUCAUCGUCCCCCCCGGGGGCCACAGCGUCCCCAGCACACCCCCCGUAGUGACCAUCGCCCCCACCAAGACCGUCAACGGCGUCUGGAGGAGUGAGAGCCGGCAGGACGCCAGUUCCCGGGGCAGCAGCGGCGGCCGUGAGCGCCUCAUCGUGGAGCCCCCGCUGCCCCAGGAGAAGGCGGGGGGCCCAGCCAUCCCCUCCCACCUGCUCAGCACCCCCUACCCCUUUGGCAUCUCCCCCAGCUCGGUGGUACAGGACUCCCGCUUCCCACCGCUGAACCUCCAGCGGCCUGUGCACCACGUGGUGCCCCCCAGCACAGUGCCCGAGGACUACCUGAGGAGCUUCCGGCCCUACCACACCGCCGAGGACCUCCGCGUGUCCUCCCUGCCUCCCCUCGGCCUGGACCCGGCCGCUGCUGCUGCCUACUACCACCCUGGCUACCUGGCCCCGCACCCCUUCCCCCACCCGGCCUUCAGGAUGGACGACUCCUACUGCCUGUCAGCGCUGCGCUCGCCCUUCUACCCCAUCCCCACACCUGGCUCCCUGCCUCCUCUGCACCCCUCGGCUGUGCACCUCCACCUCUCCGGGAUCCGCUACCCACCCGAGCUCUCCCACUCAUCCCUGGCGGCACUGCACUCGGAGCGGAUGUCCAGCCUCGGCACGGAGCGGCUGCAGAUGGAUGAGGAGCUGAGGCGGGAGAGGGAGCGCGAGCGGGAGCGGGAGGCUGACCGAGAGCGGGAGAAGGAGCGUGAGCGGGAGCGGGAGAAGGAGCGCGAGCGGGAGAAGGAGCUGGAGCGCGAGCGGGAGAGGGAGCGGGAGCUGGAGCGCCAACGGGAGCAGCGGGCCCGCGAGAAGGAGCUGCUGGCCGCCAAGGCGCUGGAGCCAGCCUUCCUGCCCGUGGCCGAGCUGCACGGGCUGCGGAGCCACGCCGCCGAGGAGCGGGCCAAGCCCCCAGAGCAGCUGGCCCCAACCCGAGCAGACCACGGCUUGCCCGGCCUCCUCUCCAACCACGGCCUCUUCUCGCUGCCCGGCAGCAGCGCGGCCACGGCCCUGCUGAUCCAGCGCACCAACGAGGAGGAGAAGUGGCUGGCGCGGCAGCGGCGGCUGCGGCAGGAGAAGGAGGACCGGCAGUCGCAGGUGUCCGAGUUUCGGCAGCAGGUGCUGGAGCAGCACCUGGACAUGGGCCGGCCGCCAGCGCCCACGGAGACGGAGCACAGGCCGGAGAGCACCAGGCCGGGACCAAACCGCCAUGAGCCGGGAAGCCGAGACCCUCCACAGCACUUUGGCGGGCCCCCACCCCUCAUUUCGCCCAAGCCCCAGCACCACUCCGUGCCCACAGCCCUCUGGAACCCGGUGUCCCUGAUGGACAGCACGCUGGACACGAGGCGCGCCCCAGAGGGCCAUCCCCUGCACAGCCACCCCACCCCAUUUGAGCCCAGCCGCCAGGCGGCCGUCCCACUGGUAAAGGUGGAAAGGAUCUACUGCCCGGAAAAGGCAGAGGAGGGGCCCCGGAAGCGCGAGGCCACCCCCCUGGACAAGUACCAGCCGCCGCCUCGGGAGGCAGGGAGCCUGGAGCAGCCGGCCUUCCCUCACGGGUCCGCGCCCUUCCUGGCUGAACUCGAGAAGUCCACGCAGACCCUCCUGGGCCAGCAGCGGGCCUCCCUCGCCCAUCCUGCCCCCUUUGGGGAGCUUACCGGGCCCCUAAAGCCAGGCUCGCCCUCCCGGCCCCCAGCUUCUCGGGGCCCCGACCCCGCCUACAUCUACGAUGAGCUCCUGCAGCAGCGCCGGAGGCUGGUCAGCAAGCUGGACCUGGAGGAGCGCAGGCGGCGGGAGGCCCAGGAGAAAGGGUACUACUACGACCUGGACGACUCCUAUGAUGAGAGUGACGAAGAAGAGGUCAGGGCCCACCUCCGCUGUGUGGCUGAGCAGCCGCCCCUCAAACUGGACACAUCCUCUGAGAAGCUAGAGUUUUUGCAACUUUUUGGCUUGACCACCCAACAGCAGAAGGAGGAAUUGCUGACGCAGAAGCGGAGGAAGCGGCGGCGGAUGCUGAGGGAAAGGAGCCCGUCGCCCCCGACGGUUCAGAGCAAGCGGCAGACGCCUUCGCCGAGGCUGGCGCUGACCACCCGCUACAGCCCCGACGAGAUGAACUGCAGCCCCAACUUCGAAGAGAAGAAGAAGUUCCUGACCAUCUUCAAUCUGACCCACAUCAGCGCAGAGAAGAGGAAGGACAAAGAGAAACUUGUUGAGCUGCUCCAGGCCAUGAAGCAGAAGGCACUGUCAGCAGCAGUGGCAGACCCGCUCAGGAACUCUCCGAGGGACAGUCCGGCUGUCUCCCUGAGCGAACCGGCCACGCAGCAAGUCUCUCUGGAUGUGGAGACGCCUGUGGGUGUCGCUGCUUCCUCGCCUGCCGGCCCGAAGGCCACGGAGCCUGGGAGACUGGAACAGCGCCGGCCCCAGGAGCUGCCGCGAGUCCAGGAGACGGCUCCUGCCAGCGGCGAGAAGGCCAGGCUGAGUGAGACCCCUGGGGGCAGGAGGAGCCUGAGCAUGCUUCAUUACAUCCGGGGCCCCGCGCCCAAGGACGUCCCUGUGCCGCUGUCCCAUAGCAUCAACGGGAAGAACAAGCCCUGGGAGCCCUUCGUGGCAGAGGAGUUUGCACAUCAGUUCCACGAGUCCGUCCUGCAGUCCACCCAGAAGGCCCUGCAGAAGCAUAAAGGAACCGCAGCUGUGCUGUCUGCAGAGCAGAACCACAAGGUUGACACGUCCGUCCACUACAACAUUCCUGAGCUGCAGGCCUCGAGCCGGCUGCCCCUGCCCCAGCACAACGGGCAGCAGGAGCCCCCUGCUGUGAGGAAGGGCCCCCUCCAGCAGGAGAUGGACCAGGACUCAGAGGACGACGACAGCGAUGACAGGGAGGAGGACGAUGAGGACCCCCCCAGGCGCAAGUGGCAAGGGAUUGAGGCCAUUUUUGAAGCUUACCAGGAACACAUAGAAGAGCAGAACCUGGAGCGGCAGGUGUUGCAGACGCAGUGCAGGCGGCUGGAGGCCCAGCACUACAGCCUCAGCCGCAGCGCGGAGCAGCUCUCCCACAGCGUGGCGGAGUUGAGGAGCCAGAAACAGAAGAUUGUUUCAGAAAGGGAGCGACUCCAGGCAGAACUGGAUCACUUACGGAAGUGCCUUGCGUUGCCUGCAAUGCAUUGGCCUAGGGGCUACUUUAAGGGAUAUCCUAGGUGACGGUUUCCCUUGCACUAGGCCGAACCUAUAGUAUAGAAAUAUUAUCUAUUUUAUUACCUUGAAUAUUUAAUAUUUUUCACUGGGAGGUUUGAAGCUUAAAAAAA